Centruroides sculpturatus (bark scorpion) is the source of this 909-nucleotide messenger RNA. RefSeq lists its product as uncharacterized. Lineage: Eukaryota; Metazoa; Arthropoda; Arachnida; Scorpiones; Buthidae. The record is from RefSeq and is a predicted model, not a curated record. The transcript has 4 exons. Bases 38 to 838 code for a protein of 266 amino acids.
UAGCAAUUUGUUUUAUAAUAUUUAGGUUGAUUAUGCUAUGCAGUGUGUAGCUGAAAACUUGGGAGAAAAAAUAAUUGAUAAAAAAGCUGGAGAUGAAGGAAUACCAUGGUUUAACAUGUUUUUAGAUAGAGGACUAAAAUGUACUUCAAAAAAUAAAAGUGAAAGACCAGAAAUGGCUCAGGUUCUUGAUCAUUUCAAAGAAUUUGAAAAUGCUGUAGAAAAGUUGAGAAGAUCAUCUAAUGACUUUAAUCAUCCACCCAAUUUAAAUCAGUUGAGUCCAUUAGAUCUUCAAUUGGUUCAUGAUAUCUUUCGAGAACAAAUACAACCAGAUAAAAAGCAGUCUCCUAUUCAAAUUGAUUUUUCAAAAUUACAAUUGCCUAAAAUGGAAAAUAUGGUUGUGAGAGGUCCACCAGCUUCCGAUAAUAUUAAUAUAUCAGAUAUCAAAGCCCCACCGGGUGACAAUUUUCUAGAGAAAAAGUGUUUUCUUUCACCAUUAAAGCAGCAACAGAAUUCGUCUAUGGCUGUGAUUGUGAAUACCAAUCAUAGUAAUAGUUGUCAAGCAGAAUUUCCUGCUAAUGGGAAUGUUGUAUUUACAUCAAAUCCUUCACUGCCUUUGGUAACUAUUCUAAAUCAACAAGGUAAUGUUACUAAUGAACUAGGUUCAGCACCAUCCGGAUCUUGUGUACUUAGUGAUAUGAACUUUUCAGAUAAAAUAGUAAAUGCAGAAAACACAUCAGAUAGCAAUGUUAAAAAUUUUCAAACAUCUCAGGCAAUUGGAGAUGAUGUUGAUAAUGAAGAAGAAAAUUAUUCAAAAAGCAAUUUGAAUAUUAAUGAAUAAUUUUCUAUUUUUUUAUAUUCCAUUAAAUUGCAUUUAUUUUAAAGUAUUUAUGAAUGUGACUAUUAUAAUUG